AUGUCACAAAAUAAAAACAUCCUAAAGGUUCAAAAAGGGAUUCCCGAUAAUUUUAAUAGACCUAUACCGACAAAAAAUUCACUUCUAUUAGACAAUAAUAACGAGAAAAUUGUACUUGACUGGUUUAAAAAUGACUUGAAAAAAUUGGGUCUCAAUUGUACUGGGUCUAUGGAUGAUUACAUCGCCGCUGCAAAGGAUUGCAUUUUACAAGUGGCAGAAAAAGUUAAUGAACUUCCGCGCGUUAGACUUAAAUUUGGUUUUUGUGGCUAUCGCGAUCACGAUGAUGAAUCUACCCGUCUAGAAAUUUUUGAUUUCACCGACUCUUGUGAAAAAUUUAGAAAAAAUAUAUCUACCGUAAAAUCUUUUGGUGGUGGAGAUUCUCCUGAGGAUGUCCUAGGAGGGCUUUAUGCCGCUAUGACUCGAUUGACUUGGAGAAGUGAUGCUCGAAUUAUUUUCCAUAUUGGUGAUGCUCCACCUCAUGGUAAAAAGUUUCAUUCCGACGCAGAUGACUAUCCAAACGGUUGCCCAUGUAAAUUAACUGAUAAGGGUGUAUUGCGAAGAAUGCAAUCAAAGAAAAUUAGAUAUGUUUUCGGAAAGAUUGAUAGUUGUACUGAUACAAUGAUUAAGAUUUUCCGUAGUAUAAUUGGUGAAUUUUUAAUAUAUGAACUUUACGGAGGUGAUCCAGUUGAACUUGUUAAUAAAUUUUCAGAUUCCAUUUUUUUAUCUAUCACCAGUACACUUGAAGACAAAAAAAAGGUUUCACAACAAAAACGUGACAUAUAUCCUAAUAGGCCCGAUUGGAAAUAUAUUAAAGAUUUUCAAGAUUUUAGACAAUGUGUAACUUUAUGUUACAUUAUUCCCGAAAAUGCAGAGCAAGUUAAAGAUGUAGAAUUUUUUAGUAAAGAAAAUCUGGUCCCUAAAAGUCUUAAAUUCAAGAUUGCACCUCUGCCUUUUGCUACUGGAACUGAAAAAUAUGCUUAUUUUGCUACUAGUAAUUUACACGCAGAUAUAGUGAUUAAAGAAUAUAAAUCAGGAAGUUCGUUUCAAAAAUAUCUUGAUUCCGUGGAGAUUUCGGCUAUAACAAGUUAUCUUAGUAUAAAAUUCAAUUCAAUUGCAGAAAAGAAUAAUAUUAAUAUUCCCGCUGUAAACUUUCUUAGUGUAAAUAUUCUAUGCACUACAGUUGAUAAUAAGACUAAAUACUAUAUUGUAGAACAAGAAUUUGUUAAUGCACAGUUUAUACGGUUCAAUUCAAAUGGUGGAUUUAUUCAAAAUUAUCGUCCAACCCUUGAGGCAUUCGUUCAUUUUACCUAUGAACAUACAGAAAAAUAUUUAAUUGUUACUGAUCUUCAAGGAAUUGAAUUACAAGAUAAAUUCAUCUUAACUGAUCCGGCAAUUCAUUGCGUUGAUCGUUCAAGAUUCGGGAAAACAAACCUCGGUAUAAAAGGGAUUGAUAAAUGUUUAUUAACUAGUCAUAAGUGUAAUGAUAUUUGUAAGAAGUUAGAAUUGACUUCUUUUG
Molecule: messenger RNA, 1516 nt
Organism: Dentiscutata heterogama
Lineage: Eukaryota; Fungi; Glomeromycota; Glomeromycetes; Diversisporales; Gigasporaceae
Source: the annotation of a GenBank genome assembly